Molecule: messenger RNA, 8750 nt
Organism: Anoplophora glabripennis (Asian longhorned beetle)
Lineage: Eukaryota; Metazoa; Arthropoda; Insecta; Coleoptera; Cerambycidae
Product: pecanex-like protein 1
Exons: 18
Coding region: 245-7309 (2354 amino acids)
Biological process (GO): endoplasmic reticulum organization
Cellular component (GO): endoplasmic reticulum; membrane
Source: RefSeq, a predicted model, not a curated record
UGCCUUGUUAUGAUAAGAGAAGUAGAUAGGUUCUAUUUGUAAUACCAGAGUUUUUAUAAUAUAUUUGAUUAAUAAUAAAUAAAUCAAACAUAUCUAGUAAGAACUGUUCGCACGUGUUAUCCGUUCAACCAUGAAUUUAAAUAAGUUAUACCAACUAAAACUUCAAGAUGGUGAGCAACAAAAAGGAGGAUGAAUCUCAAGUUUUUAUAAGUAUGUGCUGUAAAAGUUACGUUCUAAAUUUAUAAUGCUAGAAGAUCAUCAAAUGGGAUCACAAACUUUAGAAAUUUUACGACAAGGUGUUUGGGCAUCUUUUACUGGGGGAUGGUUUUAUGAUCCACAUCAAGAUGUGUUUUGUAAUACUUUCCACUUGUAUAUUUGGCUUUUUUUAUUAUGUCUUCCAUUUUCCAUCUAUGUGUAUUUUCCACCUACAAGAUAUGUUUGGUACUUUUAUUGCGGGUCAGUAACCAUAGCACUGACUAUAAUUAAACUGGUUAAUUAUGGCCUUCAUCAUAUGUAUGACACUACCGAAUGUAUUCAAGAAGAAAUAGAAGAUGAAUGGCAAGGACAAAAGAGGGAAGAAGAAGGUAUUGAGUUGCAAAUUUUAUCAAAUAAGGUACCAAACCAAACCACAGUACCUGUAUUAAGUUCUUUGAAUACUUUUUCGGAGGCUGGUGCUUUACCCAGUACUGAUGCAGAUAGUUUGGAAUCCACAGAGUUCCAACAGUUAGAUGUUGCGCAGGGAGGUGGAAAGCCAAAUAGCACAAUUGAUUUAAAAGCUGAGGUUCACAGGAAGAAUUCCUCAGAAAGUAGUGAUGAUUUUACAGGCGGCCCCAUCUUAGAAAUUAUUACUCACGCGGAACCGCCGGAUCGAGAGAGUAGAUUAAGACGUACCGACAGACGCGUCAAACAUCAGCGUUCCAAAACAGACGGAUUUGUCACUUUUUCAGUGAAAGAUGAAAAAAAUCCGCAUUCCAGUUUUCGAAAGUUGUACCAGCAGGGCAGCACCGACUCUCAGGAGAAUGGUCUUCUCAUACAGCAAAGACCCUCUUUGCAAAGCGUUGAAUCAGAACAGGGUACAUCCAAUUUCGGCGAAAGUGGCGGAAGAAGGCAUUCAAAUUUUACCAAUAGUAGUCUGGGUUUCUUGCCGUCCAGUGUGCAGGCUGAUAUAAAACCUACAGGUUCUUUAGAAUUAGGUUACAUCGAUAAGAAUCCAAAUCAGGCACUCACGUCGGAGGGAUUUUAUUUCAAGCCAAACAGUCGAGGCGGUGUGAGAAGAAUACGAUCCACAGCUCUGGAAACUUGCUGCCCCCCUCCACCCUUAGCAGCGCAUCCUAAUAGCUUGGAGGUCAUAGGGUGCAAGAGCACCAGAAAUCCUUUGCCUCCACCUAGCACCAGUCUUACGAGGAAUCAGCAUUUAAACUUGUGUCCCUAUUACGGAUCAGAGAUCGUAUACCCUAUCGCGGAGCAAUCCGACGAACACCAGACCUCCCACGGCCCCGAUACUGAUUUGGACUCUUUGACCCAUAUAUCCGAUUCAGAUUUUGAGGAGAAUAACCAAGGUAGUCAUUCCCCUCUUAUAUACAUUAAACUGAAGAAACUGAAAAAUGUGCCUUACGAUGAAAAAUACCAAGCUAAAAUACCCCCGAAACUCGUAGACGAGGAGCGCACCAGUGCCACUUCUAAGGAUGCCUUACUGGACAAUGACAAUUCCAAUUCUAGUGCUACCCCCGACAUGCAGGAUGCUCGCGCUGACUGCUACGGCACCGAUAACGACGUUAGUGACAAGAAACUUAGUGAAUGCUCAAACUUGUCCUGCAGUAAUACUAGCGUGGAGUGCGAGGAACGGACUAGUGAACGACGAAUUAGAAACACCGUUAAAUUUAAACAAAGUGAUAAGUGCGUCAAGAAUAAGUUAGGGACCGAGGAAUUCCGGCUCGAGGGUACUUACAGAAUAUGUGAUAGCGAAGUACACGAUGGCAGGACUGACGGGAACAAAAGUGGUAUUGUCCGUAAGAGGAACAUUAAGAGGAACAAGAGAAGGAAGUACAACGAUAAAAACAAAGACGCGGAAACUAGUGGUAACUUUUCUAGUCUCGUGGAGUUGGAUUUGGAUUGGUUGUUCGAUGAUGAAAACCAUCGUCUACAGCAUAGAAAAGAACCCUUGAAGAGGGAAUCAGAGUGGUCCAGUACAACCACAGUGUCCUUAGAACACGACGUGAGCAAAGUCUUGCAAGAGACAGUUCCCGCGGCACGAAGCUUGGGCGCUAUUCCAAAGAAAUCCAGGACAGCUUCGAGUUAUAACGAACCGUCUAGUAGGAAGACCCCGAAGAGUGAAUCUGAAAAGUGUAGCAUCUGCAGGUGUAAGCCAGAUUUGCCGCCGGAAGAGAGACCCAAGAAUAGGUCGAUGAAGGAGAAUAAGGUAACACAAACGUUGAGGCAGAGCGACAGUCCCAGUCCCGAAGGAUUGGAAUGUAUCGUGUAUUCGUCUCCAAAAGCGCCCAAGGUGGGAGUUUCAAAAAGAGGGUCCAACGUGAAGGUGGCCAGGGUGAGAACCGAUGAAGCGUCAUCAAGCGGAUCUAACAACGAACUAAGCACUCUUCUGCCGCCAGCACCCUUACUAUCCGCAUUUCUCAACUCUAGAAGGGACUACCCUCUGUCCAUUUGUAUGCCUGGGGAAGGAAUUCGAUUUGAUAACUCUUCUCCCCACAGAACUAGACUGAAAAGAAACCGAGUUAAUCGAAGGAGAUCUAGUCAAUUGGUGCGGAAAGAGCAGGCUAUAGCAACGUCCCUUUCCGCAGGAUAUGGAACUCACAGUGCCAAGAAUUUUAACGAUACCAGUAAUGGAUCGGUCCAUUGCUAUAUAGACGAACAUGGCAAUCUGAUCACGUACACUUUCGAUGAAAAUGGAGUUGGAACAGCCAACACACACACACAAGUUGAGGUAGGACCAAGUGACAAAGUAGCCGUCCGAGGACGUCAGGGUGAAACUGCGACGACGUCUAGAAGUAACAAAAACGUAGAUUUCUGGGACAGUACUGACUCGAUUUACAACAGUUCCGUCUCUACAAUACUCGACGUGUCUGUUCGUAAGCCGAGGGUGCAUACUGCUCCUAAUUGUUCGAAUAUACACGCAGUUCAAGUGGCGAGACUACGACGAAAUCACGCCCGUCCCUUGCGUAUGAGAAUGUUGGAUCAGAAUUUCGACCAAGUCAACAUUGCCGACGACUGGCAGAUGGACAUAGUGAGACGUGAAAACGAAAACGAAGAUUCGGCAGUGAGGAAUCGGUUUAAGUUCAUCCAAGCCGCGGAUACGGUGAAUAAUAACUACCCUCGGACUAAGAGUUAUUAUAAAUUCAGACUGUUCCCUUGGACGUUCGUUAAAGUGACUUUGGACCGGUUGAAAUUGCUUGCGCUGCUAGAUCGUAACUUGACUAUGACUGAAACCAUUUUGUCUAUUAUUUUGGGUAUUCUGGUCUCGGUACUAGGUGCCGUUUUAUUAUAUUCUGACUUUUAUAAGGACUUGUUAGCUUUUAUCCUUUGUUUUGUUAUAGCUAGUUGUCAAUAUUCGUUACUUAAGAGUGUGCAACCCGACGCGGCUUCACCAACACACGGAUUCAAUCGAGUGAUUGCGUAUUCCCGGCCGGUUUAUUUUUGUGUGUUCUCAAUUUUAAUCUUACUUCUCGAUUAUAAUAUCAUACAAACUACAAGGUUACAGGGUUAUAAUUUGAACAAUUUUAGUUUUUCCAGCCAACAAAUCCUGUUAGUCGCUAGGGAUUUUCUGGUUAAAUUUAUUUUACUUUUUCCCGUGUUGUUUUCCUUGGGAUUGUUCCCGCAAAUCAACACUUUCGUGAUGUAUCUCUUGGAACAAGUGGACAUGCAUAUAUUUGGGGGCAAUGCGAUGUCAAGUCUGAUUGCUUCGUUUUACUGCAUUUUUCGUUCUCUUUUAGCUGUGAUAAUAUUAAACGGACUGGCCUACGGAGGCUUGAGUGAAUCGAAAGGUUCACAGCACGUACUCUUCUCCAUUUUCUGUGCCUGCUUGGUAGCUUGUUCGUACCACUUGAGUAGGAGCGCAAGCGAUCCCUUACAUAUAUGGAGCAUCGUUAAGAGUCAUCUGUGGCUUCCGGACGUCUACAGGGAACAAGAAACGGCUUACAGUGGAUCCCGCAGGGAAUCCGCUGAGGCUUGCGUCAAAGAAAAGCCUGAAAAAUACAUCGGUAAAGACAACAAAACUACUAAAGAAAGGACUGUUAAGUUUCCUUCGGAGGUGAAGGAUAAUAAUGCCUCGGAGGAACACGUAGAUCCCUUACCGUAUAAAUUACAGAAAACCGUCAAUGCGCGAUUGAAGAAUGAUGUAAUCCUAUGUUGCCUAAUUGCUAUUUUGGUGUUCAGUAUUCACGCCAGCACGGUGUUUACAGUGUUACAGCCAGAAUUGAGUCCGGUGCUUUGGUCCAUGGCAGCAACGUUGGGAUUUGUUCUGCAUUAUAUUAUACCGGAGAUGAGGAAGUAUUUGCCCUGGUUGUGUAUCGCCAGACCUAUUUUAAGGUCGCAUGAACACGAACAGUACCAGAUUCGAGGCCCCGCUAAGAUCAUGUGGUUCGAGAAGGUUUACAUAUAUUUUUGCUUUUUUGAAAGGAAUGUCCUCUAUCCGCUUCUGUUUCUGUCUGCCUUAACAGAGGACUCGCCGAAGAUCAGCGCAAAGCAUGGAGUCCUAAGUGCUUCCGUCAUUAUAGUCGUUUGCGGACUAAAGUGUCUAAGAAGUAGUUACUCUGACCAGAGUUCCCAGUACUUGAUACUUAUAUUUUCAGCUUUAUUUUUUAAAUACGACUAUAACUUCAUACAGGAAACGUUUCUAGUCGAAUACUUUUUUAUGGGCAUCGUUUUUCAUAAAUUUUACGAAUUAUUAUUGAAGGUGCAGUUUGUCGUUACUUACAUAGCACCUUGGCAGAUAACAUGGGGAUCAGCAUUCCACGCCUUUGCUCAGCCUUUCUCCGUACCACAUUCCGCAAUGCUAUUCCUCCAGGCACUCAUAUCCGCAGUACUCUCCACACCUUUAAACCCUUUUUUAGGCAGCGCGAUCUUUCUCACAUCUUACGUAAGGCCUGUAAAAUUCUGGGAACGUGACUAUAACACUAGGAGAGUGGACCACUCGAACACUCCUCUCUCCUCCCACCUGGAUAGGAACCUUGGAGCUGACGAUAAUAACCUAAAUUCGAUUUUCUACGAACAUCUUACGAGGUCUCUACAACAUUCUUUAUGUGGCGAUUUGAAACUCGGGAGGUGGGGUCCGGUGAACCAAGGCGAUUGUUUCGUGUUAGCCUCCGACUACUUGAACUGUCUGGUACACGUUAUCGAAAUGGGGAACGAUCUAGUUACUUUUCAGAUGAGGGGACUCGAGUUCCGAGGCACUUACUGCCAGCAGAGGGAGGUGGAAGCUAUCACUGAGGGAGUUGAUGAAAAUGAUGGUUGUUGUUGCUGUGAUACAGGUAGAUUACCAAAUAUGUUGGGCAUAAAUGCUGCAUUCACUCAGAGAUGGCUGGCUUGGGAAGUUACUGCUGCUAAAUAUAUAUUGGAGGGGUACAGCAUUUCUGAUAAUAGUGCAGUGUCCAUGCUCCAAGUUUUUGAAUUUAGAAAAGUUUUGGUGUCCUAUUACGUGAAGAGUAUUAUUUUUUAUACGGUAAGAUCACCGAAACUGGAGGAGUGGUUAUCUAACCAGAUAAUUUUGAAAGCCCUGAAGCCUAUGGAGCACAGGAAUUUUGUGGAUCUAGAUCCAGUUUUCAACUACAAUAUAGAUGAGGAUUUUGAUGUCCAAAGCAGUGGCAUGACACGUAAUAUGUUCGUGCAGGUCCAUGGGGACUGGAUAACUUACUGUGUCGAAAAGAGCGAGAAGAAUAUUGAAUCUGGAAUUAAUUCACCUCUAGUCUUAUUGUGUUUUGCUUUAAGUUUAUUAGGUAGGAGAACCUUAGGAGCGGUUUCACACAACACUGUCUCCAGUGUAGAAUUUUUUCUUUACGGUCUACACGCUUUGUUUAAAGGGGAUUUUCGAAUAACUUGUGCUAGAGACGAGUGGGUUUUCACCGACAUGGACCUUUUAAAGACUGUCGUGGCACCUGGAGUAAGGAUGUCGCUAAAGCUGCAUCAAGACCACUUCAUGUCGCCCGAUGAAUACGAAGAAUUGCCUGCUCUUUACGAAGCCAUCUGUAAGCACGAGGAGGAGCUUGUGAUAUCUCAUGAAGGCGAUCCCGCUUGGAGAAGUGCCGUACUUAGUGGUAUGCCUAGUCUUCUGGCCUUAAGGCAUGUAUUAGAUGACGGAACUGACGAAUAUAAAAUUAUCAUGUUAAACAAAAGGUACCUGAGCUUUCGUGUGAUAAAAGUAAACAAAGAGUGCGUUCGCGGUUUAUGGGCAGGACAGCAACAAGAACUGGUAUAUUUACGAAAUAGGAAUCCGGAAAGAGGAAGCAUCCAGAAUGCAAGACAGGCUUUAAGAAAUAUAAUAAAUUCCUCAUGUGAUCAACCGAUUGGUUACCCGAUUUAUGUGUCCCCUUUGACCACUAGCUAUGCGGAAACUAAUGAGCAAUACUGCAGUCUGGUUGGGGGAUCCAUCAGUUUAACGAAGAUUAGGAAUUAUAUUUUUAAUUUAUUUCGAAGGAUUCGGAAGAGAUGCGGUGAGGGUUGUUCAAGUGGGGCUGUGAACAGAGAAGAGAUUGGCAUGGGUCAUGAGGGUGUUUAUGCUAUGACUCCUAUUUCCACCCUUGCCCAUCAUGCCGGUAGUCAGUCAACGGAUGGUUCUCAUCUAGGAGGAAGCAUCGGAAGAGGUUCCAGUUUGAGCAGAACAUCUUUGGGUGGCAACAGGGGUAGUUUAGUCUCGAUGGGAAAACCUACCAGUUCAACGUUAGCCAGUUUAGCCGGCCUCUUCAGGGAGCGCGACGACAGGGCAGUGUCACAGGCCCCGGAUGCACAAGCGAGAGCAGAUGAAAGAUUAGGGGAUAUAAACGAUACCGAGAAGGAGUUUGUGUCUUCAAGAGUCAGAAUAAUUGAUCCAAAUUUAGUAUAUGACGCUAUUAAUCUUGGAAGAAGAAUAGACGUAUCGUGGCCGACGGAGUAUAUGAGGAUUAGAGGAGGGAGAACGCAUUGGAAGGAUUGGGUUCCCGAGACUGGUAUGGAAGGACCGGUAGUGCACAAAUGGGUCCCUUGCCACAAAGACCCAAACAAAAGAUCUCACGUAGACCGAACCAUAUUAUUAGUACAGAUCGACGACAAAUUUGUUCCUAUCGCAGAAAGCGGUGUCCAAGAUUUGGGCCCUGAAGUAUAACAUUUACUUCCCCGUGCAAACCUAGUAGAUAAUUGGUUUGAGCACAGAUUCAUAGACUUACGGGAUAGGAGUAAUUAUUUUUUCAAUUACCCCCUCUAUGGUAAUUACUAAGACUUAAUUGUAGUUUGUAAUUUUUAUAGUUGAUUUAUGGUUCCGUUAUUGUUUCGUUUAUCAAAACCUCCAAAAUCAAAAUAUGUUAAGGUGAUUUUCUCAAUAAAACAAGCAUCUGAAACUACCUUAAUCCCUGCAGUAAAAGUCAAAUAUUUAUUUUAAUUUCUAAAUAGACUCCUUUUGUGAUGGUCUCGUAAGUAAAUUUUAAUAUUUUUCAAUUUUGUUAAACUGCUUUAAUGUUAUUAUUGUAAAUAAGGUAUAUUUUAACAUGCUUUUCUUGUUUGCAAAUAUUUUAACACUUAAUUGUAUACUGAAGUUUUUAUACUGUCCCCUAUUUGCCAUUUUUUUUACUCUUAUCUUUUAAUGUUAGUCAAUUCGUAGUAAAAAUAUGGAUUACAUUGAAAGGAAAACAAAUUACCAAAUUGAAUGUACGUUUUGAGUACCUUAGCUACUAUUACAAUAUUUUGAUGAUCACCAUUUUCUCAUACGACUAAACAAUACGUGAAGGUCACUUCCAUUAGGGACUGAUUUUAUUUUCAGUUAAAAUAGGGUCAAAUAAUUUGGCUGGCGGAUUUCAUUUAUAAAUUAACCCGCUGUCCCUACUGAGUGUCUAUAUUGUGGUUUAACACAUGUUUUUUCUACCGGCUAUAAAAUGUCGUAUGUAAACAAAUUUAUAUUUCAGCGUGUUUUUAUUUAUUCAAGGUAUUUUCUAGAUUCUCGUGAAAAUUAUAAACUCUUUUAAACAAAUGAAUAACUUCAGACAACUCCUUUAACUUUGAAGAUGAGAGGGAAAUAUAUUUUUAGACGUUCUGCCGAGCUAAGGCAUAAAAGUAUAAAAAGUUUGUGAAUAAGAAACACCAUAUUUUUGAAAUUAUUAUCCAAAUUCAGAUAUAUAGUAAUAAAUCCCAACAAUCACAGUUUUUAUUAGAGAUGGGCACUUUUCGGAAAAGUGUUACGGACAUGUCGAUGAAAUGUCCGGACAUAUCAGGAAAAGUACCUUUGAUCUUGAAUCUAAUAGGGCACUUAUGAGUGACGUAAUGUUUUCAUAGGUCAUUGCUUGCGGGUACACAAAGCAAAAUUUUAUUUUUAAUAUGUGUCGAUAUAUUUUACUUAUUACCUACCUUUAGACUUUUUUAUAAACUGGUUUCUAAUUUUCCACGGACAGCCAAUACACUUAUUUAAAUGUUUUUCCAUCGUACUGGAAUUCUUAACAAUUGUUUUUGAGCAGAAGUUACAUUUAUAAUGCUUUUUACUCAAUUCAGAAAAAUAUAACCAAACUGGCGUCAUACUUCAUUUAUAAACUAUUUCUCUAUUAAAUAUUAAAUUAAGA